Molecule: messenger RNA, 417 nt
Organism: Rhopalosiphum padi (bird cherry-oat aphid)
Lineage: Eukaryota; Metazoa; Arthropoda; Insecta; Hemiptera; Aphididae
Product: zinc finger protein syd-9-like
Exons: 3
Coding region: 1-417 (138 amino acids)
Source: RefSeq, a predicted model, not a curated record
AUGACUGAAAAUGAACAAAAACACGACAAUUCAUUUUGCAAAUCAGCUGAGUGCUACAAUAGCGCUAUUUUAAAAGGAUUAUGUCCCUUUUGCCCAACGAAGCUGAGGGAAAUCAAUUGUUUAGAUGAGCAUGUUCUAGAUUUCCAUAAACCUUUAUUGUUAGCCUUUGAAUAUGCAAACCAGCUAUUGCUUUAUCCGUGUCCCAACAACUGCGGAAAGAGCUACAAAUUCAAAAGCAGUCUCAAUGGCCACUUUAAGAAUGAAUGUGGUAAACCACCAAUGUACAAAUGCCCAUAUUGUAAAAAAAGAUGUACAUUGAAAGGCAACAUGAAGAGACAUAUCGUAUUGGUGCAUCAUAGAAGAGCAGUUGAAUCCGAUUUCAAUCUGCAAUUUACCACAAAAGCUGCGUUUUUUUAA